AUGUUGACGAAGAUAGACGAUGAUCGCCUGCAAAAGCGGUCAAAUGUAACAGACAACAAUCCAAAACACAAAACGAAUUCUGAAGAAGAUUUGAUUAGACAGCUCUCCAUUUUGAUGCUCUGUAUCUCAACAAAAUCCGCACUAGCGCUGACACUUGUCAUCCUUCUAUGCCUACAGACCACUACUGCGUCGCCCCAGAAUAGUAGCAAUGCAGACGACGAAGAAAUGGUAGUGGAGUACUACAACAACACUCUCGGACGCAACGUCAUGGACGGUGGAGGGCUACGGAUUGAGAUGGCCUCGUCUGCUCCUCAACAGCUCCUUCGUCAUCUGCCAACCCGAUGCUGCUUUAGUAACAUCUUCAUGAUCCUCCUUCUCCUCCGACUCCACUCCUUCUGA
Messenger RNA from Echinococcus granulosus, 399 nucleotides. RefSeq lists its product as hypothetical. The record is from RefSeq and is a predicted model, not a curated record. NCBI's taxonomy places the organism in Eukaryota, Metazoa, Platyhelminthes, Cestoda, Cyclophyllidea, Taeniidae. Bases 1 to 399 code for a protein of 132 amino acids. The transcript has 3 exons.